UAUUUCAUACAUCAUACACCUACUUGCACCUACUAUCUACAAUCAAAAAUCGCUCUCGUGGCAUCUAUCGUAUCCAUUGAAUUACAUCGUCCACGAUGAUGUAUCUUGGCCAAAGUUUAUUGUGUUUUCUCUGCAUUUUCACAAUUGCAAAUGCCGGUGGACAUACACUCGUUCUUCUAGACAAUCUUGGAAUCAAAGAAACACAUUCAAUAUUUUUCAAAUGGCUCCAAGAUCGUGAUUACACACUGACAUACAAGCUAGCAGAUGAUCCCAAUCUGAUUCUCUCAAAGUAUGGAAAUUACUCAUACGAGCAUUUAAUUAUUUUUUCACCGUCAGUCGAAGAAUUUGGUGGAGCAUUGACUAUUGAAACAAUAACUGAAUUUAUUGACAACGGCGGUAAUGUUUUGGUGACUGGUUCGUCUCAUUCAGGUGAAGCUCUGAGAGAAUUAGCGAGCGAGUGUGGCUUUGAAUUGGACCAAGAAGAUGCUAGUGUUAUUGAUCAUCUAAACUACGACGUAACUGAUGAUGGAUAUCACACUAAAAUCGUCGCUGAUCCAGAGAACCUUAUCAAUGCACCGGUCAUCGUUGGAAACAAACAAGUUGCUCCGUUACUUUAUGAAGGAACUGGGUUGAUUGCUGAUAGGGAGAAUCCUCUGGUUCUUCGAUUACUUACAGCGUCUAGCUUGGCGUACUCAUACAAUCCUAAACUACCGAUCAAAGAUUAUCCUCAUGCUGUUGGAAAAAAUACUCUGCUGAUUGCUGCUCUUCAGGCGAGAAAUAACGCUCGUGUUGUAUUUACUGGCUCUCUUUAUUUCUUCAGUGAUGAAGCUUUCACCAGUUCUGUUGAAAAAGCUCAAGAUGGCAAACGAUACGAAAAGUCAGGAAAUGAAGAAGUUGCUAAAGCAAUAACUCAAUGGGUCUUCAAAGAAAACGGUGUAAUUCGUGUGUCAUCUGUUAAUCACAACCGAAUUGGUGAACACAGUCCGCCAGUUGCUUACACCAUAAUGGAUGACGUUAUUUACACAAUUACUGUUGAAAAAUUGAUGGGUGACAAAUGGGUACCUUACGAGGCCAAUGAUUUACAACUUGAGUUCGUAAGAAUCGAUCCGUUUGUCCGCAUGACCAUGACACCCUCUGGGUACGGCCGGUAUGAAGCACGAUUCAAGAUUCCUGAUGUCUACGGUGUCUACCAAUUUAAAGUCGAUUACAACAGGAUCGGCUUGACUCACUUGUACAGCACCACUCAAGUAUCAGUUCGUCCUCUCGAACAUACUCAGUACGAACGAUUCAUCCCAAGUGCAUACCCAUACUACGCAAGUGCGUUCUCGAUGAUGUUCGGUGUUUUCAUAUUUUCAUUUGUAUUUCUUCACUACAAAGAUAAUAGCAAAACAAAGGCUGAAUAAGCCUAUUCACACUAACUGUUUUUUUACCAACUAUUUUAUGUACAGACUGAAUUAAAUUACAGUAAAACAAUUAA
Cotesia glomerata is the source of this 1477-nucleotide messenger RNA. RefSeq names its product dolichyl-diphosphooligosaccharide--protein glycosyltransferase 48 kDa subunit (gene Ost48). The coding region runs from base 96 to 1403 and encodes 435 amino acids. The record is from RefSeq and is a predicted model, not a curated record. Gene Ontology annotation, cellular component: oligosaccharyltransferase complex; endoplasmic reticulum membrane. The transcript has 3 exons. Lineage: Eukaryota; Metazoa; Arthropoda; Insecta; Hymenoptera; Braconidae.